AUGACCGAGCCCGAGGGCCUGUCCUGGCCGGAGCCCACCGCGAAGGAGCAGCCGGGGAACCUCUCCUCCGCCAGCGCCGCCCCCUUCUGGGCCACCGUAGCCCACCCCGCGUGGGUCUCCACAGCGGCGGCCAUUUUGUUGCUGGCGUUGCUAGGCAACGGGCUCCUGCUGCAUCGGCUUCGCUGCUGCUGUGGCUGCCAAAGGGAGCAGCGCCGGAAGAAGGCGGACUUCCUGCUGGCGCACCUGGCCGUGGCCGACCUCUGCUGCGCCGGACUCUUGCUCGGCCCGCAGCUGGCGCCUUCCAAUCCCGCCACAAGCAGCGAUGCCGCCGCCUCCCGCCUGCUUCGGGUCCUGCAGGGCUGGGGCCUCUUGGCGCCUUCCAAUAUGCUCGUCCUGAUCGCCUUCGAGCGCUGCGGCCCUAGCGCCCGCCGCUUUCCCCGAGCCGCUUCGGCCUGGCUGGGCUGGCUCUUGGCGCUGCUUUUGGCGCUGCCGCAGGCCUCCGCCUUCCCUCCGGGACGGGCCUACGCCGCCUACUGGGCCCUGGCAGGCUUCGUGGCACCCGCAGGCCUCUUGGGAGCGGCGUGCGCGCGCAUCCUUUGCUCCCUGAGAGCCUCUCCAGAAGAGGAGGAGGAAGAGGAGGAGGAGGACGCCGCUGCCUCCCCAGCCCGGUCCCCGCCGUGGUUCCUCCGCUUCCUCCCGGGAGCCAAGCCCUCCUCCUCCUCCUCCGCCCCCUCUUCGCCUCGGAGCCUGCCCCGCGCCCGAACCCGCGCCCUCCACCUGGCGCUGGCCCUGAGCGCCCUCUUCGCCCUCUGCGGCCUGCCCCGCUUCGCCCUCGAGCUCGCCGAGGGGCCUCCCGCCGCCUUCGGGAGCCUCCUGGCGGCCGCCAACGCCGCCCUCAACCCCUUCGCCUGCCUCCUCUUCCGCAGCCACCGGCCCUGGGCCCGCAGCCUCCAGAGGAGCCUUUGUCGCUGCCCCGAAGGCCCCCUGCCCCGUAGGAGGGCCCGGCGCCAAGCCCCGCCGCCCCACACCCAAGCGCCUCCAAGGCCGCUCUGCCCCUGCCAGCAGCACCCACCGCCCCAUGCCCUGGCCGAGCCCUUCGAGGCUUAG
Molecule: messenger RNA, 1107 nt
Organism: Anolis sagrei ordinatus
Lineage: Eukaryota; Metazoa; Chordata; Lepidosauria; Squamata; Anolidae
Gene: GPR150
Product: G protein-coupled receptor 150
Biological process (GO): cellular response to hormone stimulus; G protein-coupled receptor signaling pathway
Cellular component (GO): plasma membrane
Molecular function (GO): peptide binding; G protein-coupled receptor activity
Source: RefSeq, a predicted model, not a curated record